Apaloderma vittatum (bar-tailed trogon) is the source of this 1284-nucleotide messenger RNA. RefSeq names its product solute carrier family 2, facilitated glucose transporter member 3. NCBI's taxonomy places the organism in Eukaryota, Metazoa, Chordata, Aves, Trogoniformes, Trogonidae. The transcript is spliced from 9 exons. The annotation marks the transcript as partial. The record is from RefSeq and is a predicted model, not a curated record. Gene Ontology annotation, biological process: D-glucose transmembrane transport. Gene Ontology annotation, cellular component: membrane.
AAAAUCACAGCACCCCUUAUUUACGCUGUUUCCGUUGCUGCCAUUGGAUCUCUCCAGUUUGGGUACAACACUGGUGUCAUCAAUGCUCCUGAGAAGAUAAUCCGGAGCUUCUUCAACAAAACCCUGUCAGAACGAAGUGGGGAGGCUGUCUCCCCAGAGCUCCUCACCUCCCUGUGGUCUCUUUCUGUGGCCAUCUUCUCAGUAGGAGGUAUGAUCGGCUCCUUCUCAGUCAGCCUCUUUGUCAACAGAUUUGGCAGGAGGAACUCCAUGCUACUGGUGAACAUUUUGGCUUUUGUUGGUGGCAUUCUCAUGGCCUUCUCUAAGAUUGCAAAGGCAGUGGAGAUGCUGGUCAUUGGCCGCUUCAUUAUUGGCAUCUUCUGUGGUCUCUGCACUGGCUUUGUGCCCAUGUACAUCAGUGAGGUCUCACCCACCAGCCUCCGUGGAGCCUUUGGCACCCUCAACCAGCUGGGCAUUGUCGUGGGCAUUCUGGUGGCCCAGAUCUUCGGCCUGGAGGCAAUCAUGGGGACUGAAGCACUUUGGCCACUGCUUUUGGGGUUCACAGUCCUCCCAGCAGUCCUGCAGUGUGUUGCUCUUCUUUUCUGCCCUGAGAGCCCUCGUUUCUUAUUGAUCAACAAGAUGGAAGAAGAGAAAGCACAAGCAGUUCUCCAGAAGCUCCGUGGUACAGAAGAUGUGUCUCAGGACAUCCUGGAGAUGAAAGAAGAGAGUGCUAAAAUGUCCCAGGAAAAGAAAGCAACUGUGCCAGAGCUCUUCCGCUCUCCAAACUACCGUCAGGCUAUUAUCAUUGCCAUCAUGCUACAGCUCUCCCAACAGCUCUCUGGCAUCAAUGCUGUAUUCUAUUAUUCUACAGGGAUUUUUGAAAGAGCUGGAAUCACGCAACCUGUGUAUGCCACUAUUGGAGCUGGUGUGGUAAACACAGUCUUUACUGUUGUGUCGCUGUUCCUGGUGGAGCGUGCAGGGCGCAGGACCCUCCAUUUAGUUGGUUUGGGUGGCAUGGCUGUGUGUGCUGUUCUUAUGACCAUCGCUUUAGCUCUGAAGGACAUUGUGCUGUGGAUCAGAUACAUCAGCAUUGUGGCCACUUUUGGCUUUGUGGCUCUUUUUGAGAUUGGCCCUGGCCCUAUCCCGUGGUUCAUUGUGGCAGAGCUCUUCAGCCAGGGCCCACGGCCUGCAGCCAUGGCAGUGGCUGGUUGUUCCAACUGGACCUCUAAUUUCUUGGUGGGAAUGCUCUUCCCCUAUGCAGAGAAACUAUGCGGCUCCUAUGUCUUC